Messenger RNA from Colossoma macropomum (tambaqui), 1739 nucleotides. It is a transcript of the gene cbx3b, whose product is annotated as chromobox homolog 3b. Gene Ontology annotation, molecular function: chromatin binding. Gene Ontology annotation, cellular component: pericentric heterochromatin; nucleus. NCBI's taxonomy places the organism in Eukaryota, Metazoa, Chordata, Actinopteri, Characiformes, Serrasalmidae. The record is from RefSeq and is a predicted model, not a curated record. Gene Ontology annotation, biological process: negative regulation of transcription by RNA polymerase II; chromatin organization. The coding region runs from base 454 to 1032 and encodes 192 amino acids. The transcript has 5 exons.
AAGUAACGUUAGCUCCCAAAUGCGUCUUCUUUACCAUUAGCCGUGCCCUUCGUUUACCCUCUGUCACAGAAAUCAGCCCUGAAACCGUUCAGAGGCUCGUAUCGCACUCUGCGCUGUCAGUGUAAUUACCUCAGGGGUUGUGUUUGAGAUGAAGCUGAAGUUAGCUUCUUAGACUAUUUUCCGUUCCACCUUAAGUGGUGCAGCAGUUGUACUCUGUCGCUUGCCAAGGCUCUCGCUCGCAGCUAAUAAAUGGUGGAAGCGCACUGUCUGCUGAUGUUUUCUAUUGUGACCGCGUUGCUGUUGCUGUCUAACUUUUGACUAGAGGGUAUUUCACAAAGCUGGAUAAGUCAAGACAUGAGUGAGGACUACGUUACAGGACUGUAGUUGUAGUGGUCCUGGUCCUGGAGAUCUGCCACCUCCAGCCCUAAUCAAAAACACCUGAUCCAGGAAAAUAUGAGGAAAAAACAGAAUGUGAAAAACAGGAAGGCGGAGGAGACAACAGUUGUUCAGGAGUUUGCUGUGGAAAAAAUUAUCCGGAGAAGAGUCAAUGAUGGAAAAGUGGAGUACUAUCUGAAGUGGAAAGGCUUCACUGAUGCUGAAAACACCUGGGAGCCAGAAGAUAAUCUGGACUGCCCUGAGCUGAUUGAGGAGUUUCUCAGAAACAUGGCUGUUUCAGGCGAGAGAGAGGACAGCAACUCUCUAGAGCCUGUUAUCCAACCCAAAGAAGAGCUAACUGAGCUGGAUGCUGACACAGCUCAUCAGCAGCAGUGUCAGAGUAAACAGAUAGAGAGUGAGACUGGCAAACCAGGUGAUCAUGACACGGCGACUGCCAAUGACCAGUCCACUUCCCCAGAGCCAGAGCGCAUCAUCGGCUCUACUGACCGACAUGGAGAGCUCAUGUUUCUCAUCAAAUGGAAAGACACAGACGAUGUGGCCCUGCUGUCAGCCAGGGAGGCCAGUGCAAGAUGGCCCCAGAUGGUUAUUGGUUUCUAUGAGGAUAAGCUGACGUGGCAUGGAGAAGAGGAACAGUAAAAAUGAAAGUGGAUAAUACCUCGUGCUAGCUUUUAACAUUUCCCCUCAUUCACACUUAAGAUGCGUUUUACUGUGUGACUUACCAUGUUGUGAAAGUGUGUGAAUCCCUACACCACUGUGAAACUUGUCUUAGCACACUGAACUCGUAGAAGUACUGAAUUCUUUGUAGAGAUGCACUGUAAGUCAUUGUUUUGCAAACCAGUUGAUAUAGAUUAUAGAUAUCAACAGGUUAAACAAUACUGUAUUUUAGCUGUAGGACUGCUGUUUAGAAAAGUAUGUCAUGUAAUCAGUUUAAUGUGUAUGAAAUUUGACUGCACUUGAAAAGACUAAGGGGAGCACAGCAUGUGCAUACUGAAUACUGGUGAUAAAUGGUACAUGAGGACUAGUGACUCAUAUUGUCUGUCUCUGUGAUCUCCCGGUUUUAGCACAUAUUAUACUGUGAUUAAGACCAAUAAUCUGUGAGGUUAGAGCUGUAGUUUUCUUCAUUUGCACAUACAAAUGAAAAUGUAGCCUUUCAAAACCAGUUUUUCAUGAAAAGUUCCAAUAAUAUGUUGUGCAUAAUGUUUUAUUCCAUCUUGAGAAGGGCGUUUAUGUGUUGCUGUCAAGAUGACAAAGGGUUUUUAGUCUGUUUUUCUUUCAUGUUCUCAUGGUAGCCCAUGAGUGGGCAACUCCAGGUGCUUUAAUAAAUGUCAGAUUACCUCAAAAUA